AGCCCGGCGGCCCUGGACGCCAGGCCUGGCAUGGUUCCUGGGCCCAUGGGAAACUGUGCCAAGCGGCCCCGACACUGGGGACCUCAGGGCAGUUGGCUGUGGCCCGGCUCCCGCCCAGGGGGUUCCCCCCACAGCCCCAAGGAGCUGGGGGGCCCCAGACGGGGCGUCCAGGGCUACUCGGUGCUCAGCAGCCUGGUGGGGCCUGCCUGCAUCUUCCUGCGGCCCAGCAUCGCCGCCACCCAGCUUGACCGGGAGCUGCGGCCGGAGGAGAUCGAAGAGCUGCAGGCCGCCUUCCAGGAGUUUGACCGAGACCGGGACGGCUACAUCGGCUAUGGGGACCUGGGCGCCUGCAUGCGGACGAUGGGCUACAUGCCCACUGAGAUGGAGCUCAUCGAGAUUUCACAGCAGAUCAGUGGCGGGAAGGUGGACUUUGAAGACUUUGUGGAGCUGAUGGGCCCCAAGCUGCUGGCCGAGACGGCAGACAUGAUUGGCGUGCGGGAGCUGCGGGAUGCCUUCCGAGAGUUUGACACCAAUAGGGAUGGCUGCAUCAGCUUGGGCGAGCUCCGGGCGGCCCUCAAGGUCCUGCUGGGGGAGCGCCUCACCCAGCGGGAGGUGGACGAGAUCCUUCAGGACAUUGACCUCAACGGGGACGGCCUGAUCGACUUUGAAGAGUUUGUGCGAAUGAUGUCUCGCUGAGCCUGCGCAGAAGCUGGAGGCAGCGGAGAGGACUUGAGACCACAGCCACUGCCCACGAGUGUGUUCCUGGAAGCCCACUGCCUCCAGCUGGGACCCUCUGCCUCUUCCCCCCACCCCCCAUCUGUGUGCAAUGCCCUUGCCUGCCCUCACCCACCCCCAC
This is a messenger RNA of Myotis lucifugus (little brown bat), 856 nucleotides long. It is a transcript of the gene CABP2, whose product is annotated as calcium binding protein 2. The record is from RefSeq and is a predicted model, not a curated record. Lineage: Eukaryota; Metazoa; Chordata; Mammalia; Chiroptera; Vespertilionidae. Gene Ontology annotation, molecular function: calcium ion binding. The coding region runs from base 31 to 696 and encodes 221 amino acids. The transcript has 7 exons.